CAUGUUAAAACGCUCCCUCCCCCUCCUCCUCCUCUCUGAGCCUGUAGCUUAGCAGCAGCUAGCCUCCAGUCGGCUUCUUUUUUUUUUUUACAUCCACAAGACUGACAGAGGGCGACGACCGACGUGAUGGAAAUUGACUCGCUUCAAGAGGCGCUCAGAGAUUUUGAUAAGAAAGCCAAGAAAGAGGCUACACCUCUUCUGGAACAGUUUCUAUGCCAUAUUGCCAAGACUGGAGAGACCAUGGUUCAAUGGUCUCAGUUUAAGAACUACUUUCUAUUUAAACUGGAGAAAGUGAUGGACGACUUCAGAGCAUCGACACCUGAGCAAAGAGGUCCUGCGAACCCAAACGUGGAGUCGGUACCAUUUGAAGAUAUGAAGGAGAGAAUCCUGAAGAUUGUGAAUGGGUACAAUGGGAUUCCUUUCACGAUCCAACGUUUGUGUGAGCUACUCACAGAGCCCAAGAGGAACUACACAGGGACAGAUAAGUUUCUUCGGGGGGUUGAGAAAAACGUAAUGGUGGUAAGCUGUGUCCAUCCAACCUCAGAGAAGAAUGGAUGCAGUGCAGUUAAUAGAAUGAAUGGAGUGAUGCUUCCUGGAAACACAUCUGCCUUUACAGAGAGGAAAGUUAACGGUCCAGGAACUCCCCGACCGCUGAACAGACCGAAGCUGUCUCCGGCUAACUCGCUAGCGGCUAACGGUCUGCCAGACAGCACAGACAACAAAGACCUCAACACAGAGCAAGAAGGCAACAAAGACUCCAGCGAGGUCUCGGCGCCCGGAGGCUCCCUGGGGAGUUCGCUGAAGAACAAACACCCAGACGCAGAGGAGGACAUGGAGGCUGAACAGCAAGAGGUGAAGAGACUCAAGUUCAGCAGGGAGGAGGAGGAAGAGGACGACGAGGAGGACGAGGAGGAAGAGCAGGAGUUGGAUACAUCGAGGCCUUUACUUGCCGCUUGCCUCUCAAAAGAAGCAGAAGCCAUGGUCCAGGAGGAGGAGGAGGAAGAGGAGAAGGCUCCAUACAGCAAGGAGAAUGAAGCCUCCAGCAGUGCUGCUGCCACUGAAGACCAAGAACCGACUAGCAGCACGCAGACCGAGGCGUGCUCAGGUCCGGAGGCGGAGCAGGCCGAGAGGGAGGUGCCGUGCGGGUCCGAGGAGGAGGGCAGCGACAUGGACCAGACGGAGCAACAAGCACCUGCGGGAGUCCUGGAGAGCCCCGAGACCAGCAGGGACAGUGAGGAGAGCAACAGCGACCCAGUCAGCAGCAGCAGCAGCAGCAGCAGCAGCAGUAGCAGUGGUAGCAGCUGUAGCAUAGAGGAGAGCGCAGACGCAGCCAGAGAAGACGUAGCUCUCGCUCCCUCCAGCAGUACGACUGAACCUCCUACAGAGGGCGCCAUGGGAAGUGCCACCCUAAACACUGGGACCACCGAAGAGCCUAUGGAGCAGGACUAGACUGAAGGCCCCCCUGCAGCCAUGUGUGACCAUAAACCAGCUUGUCCUUUGAGUCCAGCUCGACUCUCACUGGGAAUGAACCUCAUACACAAGACGAACGCCUCGUCCCGCUUUUUGGACACUCCUCCAAAAAAAAAAAUGGCUACCUGGCAUUGAUGUGGGCAUACUUAAAAAAAAAAAAAAAAAAAAAAAAAAUUCACUGGAAUAUUUUAUUGAGCUUCUUCUCUUCGAUUUUUAAGUUUCUCCCCUAAAAGGGUUUGUUUGUUUGUUUGUUUCAGCAGCUUUUAAUUUCUCUGCUGGAUUUUUUUUAUUUUUUUUUCUCUUUCAAAGGGGGGUGGGGGGUUGAACGCUUCUUUCCUCUCUCAACACCACUCACUCCAACUAGUUGUGCCAGGAUUGGUAGUCUUGAAGCUUAGUGUAGCACACUACCGUGGCCAGACCGGAGCCGUACCAGCUCUUCAUUAUUUAAGAAGCGAAUAUGAGCUAAAAAACAUUUCUGUUCCUAACGAAAGGCUCGCGUAUGAGUUGUUCACGAGUCAAACAAUGAACUGACUCUUAACACCCAGAUACCACCAACAUCAAAGUUUCCCUCCCCAUCCUCGAGAGAUGUGCGACUUUUUUUUUUUUUUUUUUUUUUUUGCUCCCCCUCUUCGCUUAUUUUAACCAUAUUUCUUUUUGCAGUGAUACACUACCAAUCCCACUGAACGAUACUAUGACGUGCUACCUUUUCAGAGGCAUCCUGUAAAAUGAGAUACUCCGGACGCCGAAAGACCAACAUAAUUUAUAUGAUCAUUUCAAUUCAGUGAGUUCUUUUUGGAGUAUGUUUUCGUUUUUUCGUUUUCGUCUGCCAGUUGUAGUUUCCAAAAAACCAGCUGUAAGUACAAAGACGACCGCUUUCUUUGUGUCGUGAUGUCACCAUGUUGUUUUCACCGACCGAUAUCCAGAGCAGUUUCUGGUUUCCAGUUCUACACCUGUUUCUGCAGCUGUACUUUUUGAUAUUUAGAAUUUUAAAUUUCUGUAAAGUAGAUUUUUGUAGAUUGUAAUACAGUAUGUGUUCACUGCCUUUGUGAAACCAUAUAUAAUUGUAUAAUUUCUCUGUAUUCUCUGAAUGCUUCUGCUUUCAACGCGGCAUUCAGAAACAGCAAUAAAUGUUAACAUUUUUA
Messenger RNA from Mugil cephalus (flathead mullet), 2612 nucleotides. It is a transcript of the gene ppp4r2b, whose product is annotated as protein phosphatase 4, regulatory subunit 2b. Gene Ontology annotation, biological process: protein dephosphorylation. Lineage: Eukaryota; Metazoa; Chordata; Actinopteri; Mugiliformes; Mugilidae. The transcript is spliced from 9 exons. Gene Ontology annotation, molecular function: protein phosphatase regulator activity. Gene Ontology annotation, cellular component: protein phosphatase 4 complex; nucleus; cytoplasm. The record is from RefSeq and is a predicted model, not a curated record. The coding region runs from base 127 to 1449 and encodes 440 amino acids.